AUGGGCGGACUGUAUGAAGUGACUAGGCUACGCAAUAUUCGAAGUAAUCAGGCGAAGCUUGAUAUUUCGGGGCCGAGCGGAGAAGAGAAGAUGGACGAUUUUAUCUCUAGAGGGGUAAUUAGUGAGGAGGAAGCAGAAGAUCUUUAUCGGAUCUUUCAUAUAUCGCUGAAUCACUAUCUCUGGGUUGGCCUAGAGCAGAUACACAACAGCUUAGCCUCUGUUCGCCGCUCAUCGCAACUACUCACGGCGACGAUCUUGACCGUGACGGCCCUUCAUAUACCGUCCAGUGCUAAAACAUUCGAUGACUGCUAUAGUGAAUUCCUCAGUCUUAUUUCAUCUUCGAUGUUUUCCCGAUAUCACUCUGUGGAUGAUGUCCGGGCUCUCUGCAUUGCCGCUUUCUGGCUUUCUGAUGUCUCUUGGAAGCUUUCAGGACACGCCAUUCGCAUUGCCACCGAACUAAAUAUUCACCAAUCCUUUUUCAAAGCCUUAGAGGGUGACCCCGAGCACUUUUUAAGAGCAAGGCUUUGCUAUGUUUGCGACCACCACUUUAGCAUCGCCUACGGACGACCUCCAAUGAUAAGCGAGAGUCUCCAGAUAAGAGAACAUGAGAUAUUUCUCGAUCUUCCACUCGCAGAUGCUAUUGAUUUUCGUGUCCUGUCGCAAGUCUCCUUAUUCCAAAUAUUGACUCGCGUACAUGAUUGCUUUGCUGAGAGAAGACUCCCGCAUCAAGAUACCACGCGGGCCCUACUGUCUGAGAUGAAUUUCCCUCAGAUGCGAUGUUUUAACCUGGAGAUUGAUAAAUGGAGAAUUCUGUGGCAGUCCCGCCAAGUGGCAAAUAAAUACAUUGGAUCGUUUCCACCAAAGGGAAUUGUUCUCUAUUCAUAUUUCGCUAAAUUUCAGCUUAACUCCUUCGCUGUCCGAGGCAUAAAUAUUUAUGAAGGAAUUAUCUCUACAGAACGCAAGGAAUUUGCGAACAUGGCUGUCUCGGCUGCAGCAAGCUCGCUCACAUUUGUUCUUGAAGAGGAAGAUCUUCGUCGUGCUUUAGUGGGCACGCCUUUAUAUGUCCAUACUAUGAUUGCAUUCUCUGCAGUCUUCCUCAUGAAAGUGGCGACAAAGUGGAAUGCGGUUGGCUUCAAUAUUGAUCCUGCAUUUGUGUGGGAUUUGCUCGACCGAGUGAUCCAUCUUCUCAAGACAACAAUAACUAGUAAGCGACAUCUACUUUAUCACAUCGGAGCCGGACUUGAGAAAAUGAGGACAAGGCUUCUGGAGCAAGAGAAUGAUCCCCAGAGUAGCACACCGCUUCAUCAGCAAUACCAGACCCCGUUUGGAUGCUGUGGUGAUAGUGAGAAUACAAUCAAUCAACCAACGUGCAUUCAUGACCGGAGUGGAGACUUUGGUUCUUCUACUUGGACCAAUAGCUCUCAGAUGGCUGCUGUGGAUGAAUUUCCGAACGAAACUGAUGGCAUGAAGAAAAGGACUGCCCCCGAGACAGAAUCCGGAUUUGAUCAAAUAAUGUCCAUGAGCAAUGACUUGAUAUACGAGGUUUUUGGAGAGAAUGAGUCAUCCUAUGAUGUUUACAGCCUUCUGAGCAGUCAAUUUGCAGGAUAA
Messenger RNA from Penicillium cosmopolitanum, 1608 nucleotides. RefSeq names its product fungal specific transcription factor domain-containing protein. Gene Ontology annotation, molecular function: DNA binding; zinc ion binding. The transcript is spliced from 7 exons. The record is from RefSeq and is a predicted model, not a curated record. The coding region runs from base 1 to 1608 and encodes 535 amino acids. NCBI's taxonomy places the organism in Eukaryota, Fungi, Ascomycota, Eurotiomycetes, Eurotiales, Aspergillaceae. Gene Ontology annotation, biological process: DNA-templated transcription.